Messenger RNA from Centruroides sculpturatus (bark scorpion), 2592 nucleotides. RefSeq lists its product as uncharacterized. The record is from RefSeq and is a predicted model, not a curated record. Lineage: Eukaryota; Metazoa; Arthropoda; Arachnida; Scorpiones; Buthidae. The coding region runs from base 1 to 2502 and encodes 833 amino acids. Gene Ontology annotation, biological process: cobalamin transport. Gene Ontology annotation, cellular component: membrane. The transcript has 15 exons. Gene Ontology annotation, molecular function: glutamate-gated receptor activity; cobalamin binding; protein binding.
AUGUCUCCGGAUUCAGGUUAUGUGAUGGUCGGAAAAAGAUCGUGGAUCUUCAGCGAAGGUGGGUUUAAUAAAAGGAAGACGAAAUUGGCAAUGUCGAAAGGUGGAGCGUUGUGUAUUGUUCCUCGAAAUAUAUAUAAAUUGGUGAAACCUAUCCCAACAUUAUUUGGUAUGAAGACAACAAACGGAAGCUGGAAAGGAAUGAUUGGACAAAUUGUAAAUAAGAAAGCAGAUAUUACCUUCAAUUCCCUUGUGAUGACGGAAGAACGAUUGAAAGUGAUUGAUUAUUCUUCAAAUGUCGCGUUCGUAAGAUAUCCAUUUAUGAUAAAAGUACCAAAGAAAAUGUUUAAUUGGACAUCUCUGAUUCGACAAUUUUCUCUGGAAGUAUGGAUAUUAAUAUUUACUUCUACAUUAAUAUGUGGAUUAGUGAUUUACAAAGUGUUGAAAGAAGAAGCACGUCAGGAUGAGAACACUUCAGUUUGGACUGUCUCGAGAGCUUAUUGGUUUCUUUUUGGAACCUUUCUCAAUCAUGGAGCACGCCUAAAUUUCGUAGUUAGAUUUCCUUCGAGAAUAAUUAUUGCAGUAUGGUUGAUAGCAACGGUGGUGCUAGUAUGGAGUUAUACUGGCAUUUUACUGUCUUUCAUGACAACUCCGAAACUAGAAUUUGUCCCACGUACUGUCGAAGAACUAGCAACUACUGUUCAAAGAGGAGAUUUUUCAUGUGGCACUGUGACUGGCAAUGCAAUCACAUCGUAUCUGAUGCAUUCGACAGAAUUACAUAUUAAAAUAAUAAAUAAUCAUAUUCAAGAGAGAAAGAAUUUGUUUUCGGAAGAAGAUGAAUUUCAAAAAGUAUUAGAAGGACGAUUUGCUUUCAUUACUGAAGAAUUUGCCAUGAAACAGGAAUUGAAGCAAUAUGAUGAUAAAGAAGUUCUCAUUUCUAGUGAUUCUGUUCAAACUUUUACAAUGGGAUAUGGUUUGACGAAGGGAUCAAUUUAUGAGCCAAUUAUUGAUAAAAUAAAUAGAUUUUAUUUUUCUCCUAUACUUAACAGUUCAUUAGAAGUUCAAGAAAUGAAGAGAUUCUUGUUGUACGUUUUCAUUUCUCUCUUUUAUAUCACAAAUGUCGAUCUACACCGAUAUUACCCCUAUUGUGAAAAAGAUCAAACUUAUUGUGAAAAUAAUCAAAAGUGCAUUCCAAUUGCAUGGGUAUGCGACGGUGAGGGAGACUGUACAGAUAAGUCUGACGAACGCGAUUGCCAAAUAGAAGGUUAUCGAAUCGAAGAUAUACCUGGAGUAAUAGAAAGUACAGGAAAAGGGCUUUCUUGGUUGCUUAGGCAACGAAGAUCGGAUUGGGGUUGGGGAAAGGACACCAGUCGAGCAAUUGUCACACUUCGUCUCUCCGAUAGUCUGAAUUUCGAACUACAUGAAAGUCAAUUAAUGUUAAAGCAAUUAAAACUUCAACUUUCUGGAGCUUUACUCACAAAGGGCGUAGAAAAUAUCGAAGCAUACGAAAUAGCAUCGUACGUACAUUCGUUACUGGCAAUUUGUUCUGAUCCGAGAAACUUUCAAGGGUACGAUUUAGUAGAAUUACUGAAAGAGAAAAUGGAAAAGACAAAAUCAAUUAAUGCUAUGGUUGCAUUGGCAAUUUGCAAUUUAAAUCAAACUCUUUCGUCACGUCAAGUAAGAAAAUUAGAAGAAAUUACAUUAACGAAAAAGAAUUCACCAUACUUGACAGAUACUCAAACGUAUGCUAUUAUGGCUUUGUGGUGUAUGGAAAACCGAAUUAAAUCAUAUCAAAUAAACUCUUCCACGGAUGAAACUUUUAAGUAUAAUAGAAAAAUUCCAUCCUUUAGCGCAAUAACAGAGCAAUUAACUACGUUACAGAAUGAAGACGGUAGCUUCGGAAAUUUGCACACAACUGCCAUUUUAAUGCACGCGCUAUUUUCCGUGGAUUUAAACUUCAGCAUCGCGGAAGAACAAAUUGUAACGAAAGCCAUUAAUUAUAUCAUUUCGCAACAAAACCAAGACGGAUCCUUCGGGGAUAGUUUGGCAACUUACUUAAUACUUCCAAUACUGAAUAGAAAAACAUUUGUCGAUUUGGGAAAAUUAAAAUGCUCCAUGGUCGAACCACGCAAAGUUACAAUGCAGGAAGAAAUCGAUUCUAAAAAACUCCCGAAGCACCGUGUUAGCUACUUUAUUUUCUUUGGACAAGACAAAGAUAUCAUUUUUAAUAUUUUAUUAAACGUUCCCGUUAAUUCGACGUUUUACGAUGUCAUGCGAUUAGCUUCAGAAUUAGAUAAUAAAUUUCGAUUUAAAUAUAUUGAUUAUACUUGGGGAAAAUAUAUAUAUAUGAUAUUCGGCCUAGUCAAUGAUCCCGAAAAAAGAAUUUACUGGCAACUUUAUAAAAAAGUCGACAAUUCGACAAUCUAUUUUGAACAAUCACCCGAUAAAGUGAUUCCUGAAGAGAACGAUGUAUACGUUUACUGGUAUAAGCCAUUGAACGACUGAAAAUUUUUUACUGUAAGUUUUCUCGUUUUAUAAAUACUAAACCCAAUAGCAAUAAAAUUGUGAUUUUACCGUGAAAAAUGGUAUAUUAUU